AUGGGUUGUAUUAGCUCAAAAGAUAAUACAAUUAAAUUGGAUAGACAGUCUGCCUAUGUUUUUACUCUAAAUCAAAAUGUAUGAAAAAAUAUGAUAUAAUUAGAAUAACUCUAAAAAAGCAACAACGAAAUAAAAGUUUCAAACUGAUGAUUAAUCAAAAUAGAAAAUUGAGAUGAUUAAUCAAAAUAAUAUAUUUAUAAAUAAAGAAAGAUCAUCACAUUUGAAAUAGGCAACUUAAAUAUUAAAUAUUAAUAAAGAUAAUCAGUUUAAGCAAAAGGUUGAAACUUUGAAACAAUAUUAUAAAAAUAACACCUAAUUUUAGAGAUCUCAUUAAAAAGACUUUGAUGAAAUUAUCCUCCAUAUUUAAUCAAAGACCAUCACUUUAUAGAUAUUAUUGGUAAUUAUACAAUUAUAUAUUUAGAAUAAAAAUGAUCAAUUAUAGAUGCCACCACUUGAUAUUUUAUUUGUUAUUAAUAAUGAAGGUAAAUAUUUAAUUGAACUAAUAUUAAAUCAUAUUGACAAUUAUGAUAUAAUUACCUAAUUAUUAUUAGAAUAAAACUUAUCAGAAAGUCAUUUACAAAUAAUAGCUAUUCCGUUAUUUCGAAAAUUGAAAUAUUUACAUUCUAACUUAAAUGUUGAAAGAGCAAUAUAAUUUUUGAAAGCUACAUCAAAAACAAAGUUUAUUGAAGUCAUACUUAUUGCAUCUUUACAAAAUGGAAAUAAGAAUAUCAUUUAAAAUUUUAGUAAUAUUUUUACAUAUAUCAAUAAAUUAAAUGAAUUACAUUUAAAAUUUUUUAAGAUCUUAUGUUAAAUAAUUAAAGGAGUUAAAGCUUUUGAAAAAAAAUAUGAAGAAUAUCUUGAUGCAUCUAUAACAUAUAAACUCAAAAAUUUUAGAAUAUCAAAAAAAAUUAAGAAAGGUCAUAUGCAAGAUGAAUUACAAAUGCAAUCAACUCUAAGAGAACUUUAAUUCAAUAUAUUUCAUUAAGUAAGUUUAAAUUAAAAAUGGGAUAUCUUUUCAUUAUAUUCAAAUAGUCUUAUUUAAACUCCAAAUAAUUCUUAACUUACUCCUUUUAUGGUAUUUUUUUAAAAUGCCCCUUUUAAAAUCAUUCUUAAAUAUAUUUAAUAAUUUCCAUAAUCAUUUACUAGAGGAAUUGAUUAUUCUACUUCUUAAGGAUUAAAUCUAUUACAUUGUUUUUGCUUAAAUAAAAAUUUGUCUCCAAAAAUAGAUAAUAACUGUUAAGAAAUAAUGAAUUUAUUAUAAAAGAGCAAGAAUUUCAAAUAAUUACUAUUAUAACCUUAUUAAGAUUAAAUACCUUUAAUCUUUUAUCUAAAUAGAUAUAAGGUGAUUGAUUAGUAAUUUCUUGAUUUUUUAGGUUAAAAUUUGAAAAAGGAUUUUGAUUUUCAUGUAUUAGAUACAUAAGCUUAAAUAUUAGGAGAAUAAUUAAAAUUUAGGAAAAUAAAUUAAAAGAAAUCCAUAAAAGAUCUUAAAAGAAUGAAGAAGCCAGCUUUUAAAUACACUUAAUAUGAAUUAAACAUAGAAUUAUCUAAAGAAAUGUAGUAGUAAUAUGAUCUAUAUUACUUACAUUACAUUUAAUUAAUGAAAAUAAUAAUUAAACGAAAGUUUUCAAUCAAAUAUUCUCACUUAACUUAAUUUUUUACUUUUACAUCUUAUUUUCCAUAUGAUCUAGGUACAACUCAUCAUUCUUUUUUAUAAAUUAUGUUAUAGAAUUAGAAUGAUGAUCUUAUUUUAUUAGAAUUGAAAAAAUUCAAUUUUAUUAAUCAUUUGUAAGCUUAGAAAAAAGAAUUAGAUAAAUUUAAUAUUUUAUUACCUACUGAUUAUUCUUAGGAAGCAUAACUUUUAGCUAAACUAAUUUAUUUAAAAUAGGAUAUAAUAGAUUAAUCAAGUUAACUUCAUUAAGAAAUUAAUUAAAUAAUUUUGGAGUAGCUUAAAAGAAAUCCAAAUCUUUUAUGGUCAAAAAUUUAUGGAAAUAGCAAAUUAAAAUAUGAAGGAUUUAAUACUACAUUAUAUUAAUUAAUAAAAUAACUUUUGGAUGUGGUUUUCGUUAAAGAUGUAUUGGAAAUUUCAAUAUAUAAUAAUUGUUAAGAUCGUAUAAUGAAGGAAUUUAUAUUUUAAGAAUUAUUAUACAGAAAAGUAUCUAAAAAUGAAAUUGAUUUAAGAAAUUUUUGUGAUAGUUUUCCAAGAUCAAUAGAAUUCAAUGAAACUAUUAAAAAAAUUGAUGUAAAAGUAGAUAAAGAUAUCAAAAAUUAUUAAGUUAAACUUUACACUUGGAAUUUAGGAUUAUAUAAAUCAGAAAAUAAAUUAGAAAUUACUGAAUUUUACCUUCUUUUUUAGCAAUUCAAAUAAAAAUCUAUAUAAAAUGUUAUAUAAUAAUCAAUUAGUAAAGGUGAAUAAUAAAAUCAAUAAAAAAUAACAGAUUAUUUCUUAUAAGCUCUUUUAGAAUCAGAAGUUACAUUGCCUUUAAUAAAUCCAAUUAUCAAUUUGAAUCCCAAAUAUUUUAUUCCAAAAAUUUGGUGGUUGACCCAAAAAAGUAGUCCUAAUAAAUAAUUACUUUAAUUAAUUUCAACAAAAAAUAUUAAUCCAAUUGUAAUUACAUAAACUAAUAUUAAUUAAUUGGAUUUAUUCUUUGAUUGGUAAAUGAAUGGAGUUUAAUUUAAGAUUAUGGGAUUUCCAGAAUAGAAAUAUUUAUUUCAUGAUCUUUUAAUAAAAUCGUAAUUGAUAUGUUUUUAAUAAAUUAAUAAAUUGCCUUUUGUUAUUGCAUUGGCUAUAGAUGAUUAUUUCAAUGUAGAAUUAUCUAAAUUUUUGGAGAAUUCUGAAAUUAAAAAAACAAAAGAAAUAAUUUCUUAAAUUUAAUUACAUAAGAUGUUAUAAAAUUAAGCAAUUAAAAAUAUAUAACUUUUAAUAGAUUAUUUUAAUUUAGAUGCUUAUUCUCUUAUUUAUAUAUUGGGUUUAAAUCAUUUAUCUAAUUCUAAAUUAUUUGAAUAUACUCCAUCUGAAAUAUAAGAAGUGAAUAAAUUUAACUUUAAUCAUUAAAUCUAAUAGCUUUUGAAAUAAAAUUUUAAAUAUUCUGAUUAAAUAUGCCCAUUUUUUAUAUUUAAAUAAUAAAAUAAUGAAAUUUUUUAGAAAUCUAAAAAAGCAAUAACACCUUAAUUUAUUCCAUUAAUCGAUUAUCUUAAUUAUGAAUCAUUAAGUAUGCUUGAUAUAAAAUUAAGAAAUUAAUUGUAUGAAAGAUUAAACUUUCAAAUAUAGUUUGAUAAAUUUAAUGAUGAGAGAAUAAUGGAAAUUUUAAUUGAGGAUAUUAUAAAAUUAAGAAGAUAAGAAUUUGGAAUUGAAAAAAUAGCAAGUAUUAUUACAACUACUUUUAUGAAAGCUAUAAAUAAUAAUAAAAAUAUUGCUGAAAUUUUGUGUAGACAUUUGUCAAAAGAAGAACUCUAAUAUACAAAAAAUGUCGCUAUUAAUUUGUUAUAUGAAUUAUCUCUUAUUUCUAAUCAAAUAUGUAUUCAAUAUUUGAAUAAACUAACACUAUAAAAUUAUCAAUUCCUUUAAGUUUAUUAUUAUGCAUUAAGCAACAGAAAUAUUGAAUUAUUAAACCACCUAAUUAAUUAUUAUUAUGAAAAUAGAAUGUCAUCAGUCUAUGUAUAUAAUUAUCUAUAUUUGAAUAUAAAUGUUACAAACUAUCAUAAAGCCUUAUAUUAGAAAUAUUAUUUGGUUUUUAAUGUAAAUUAAUAUUAAUUGUUAUAUAAUACUGUUAAAUUAAAUAGUCAAACUAUUUCUGAACAUAUUUAAAUGUUUAUUUUGUUUGGAUGUGUAGAUUAACUUAAAUUUUUAAUUUAAUAGCCAAAUAUUUAGAUUGAGGUUUAAAACUUUUAUUUUCAUUAUGUAUUUACAAAAAAAAUGUGUAUAGAAAAUGUUUUAGGAAUUGAAGUUAAUAAGUUUCCAAAGAAUCUGAACAAUAAAUAAAUAUAAUUACAAUAAUUUUUUUUGAAAAAUUUUAAAAGAACUUACUAAUAAUUUUGCAAAUUUUCUCUUUAUAGAGAAGAUUGUGCUUUUAAUUUUUAUGAAUAAAAUAUUGAUUAUGCAGAAACAUUUGAAAUCCUUAAUAACAUAAUGUCAAAUUCAAAAGAAAAGACUGAAGAAUUAGAUGGAUUUAAUGAACUUUAUAGUUUAAUAAUACAUCCUUAAGCAAAGUAGAUUAAAUUAAAAAAUGAAUUAAUUUCUUAUUUCUGCAAGCUAUUUAUUAGAACUAAAACUUUAAAUAAAUAUAUUUCAGAUCAUUAUGAUUAAUACAUUUUAUUAUUCAAUGCAAAUUCAAGGAAUAUUGAAAUUAUUUUUGAUUUCAGAAAACCUAAAUAUUUUUCUUUGAAAUUUAUUAUGGAAAUAUUGAUAGAAUAUAUCUAAUAAUUAAAAAAUAUAAAUACUUUGGAAAUAUAUGAAAGGUUAACUGAAUAUAUAUUUAAAUAUCAUUUAAAAAAUCUAAAAUUAGUAGAGUGUUUAAAAUUGGGUCUGUAAAAUUAUAAUUUAACUAAAUUUAACUAAACUACUUUAUAUUAUGCUUAAAAUUAAGUAAAUUUAUUACCUAAAUCCUUCUACGAUUAUUCUAAAAAUAAGCAUUUCUAUAAUAGAUACAAAUUGAUUCAAAAUAUAAUGAAUAUAGAUGAAGUAUCUCUAGAAAAUAUGACCCCUAUUCAAGUUUUAUUAGGCAAAGGUCAAAUAAAUCAUGUAUAAUAAAUUAGUUAUUCCAAUUCAAAUUUAAUGGCUGCUUUAAUUAGUAAUAACUUUAGUACAAUAUAGGGUGUUUUAGAUUAAAGUAAAAAUCCUAAAAAAAUAUGUUCAGACUUUAAGUUGUUUCAUAUUAUAUUAAAAUUUUAAAAUGAAAAAAAUAUUAUCUCCUUUUUUGACAAGUAUAUAGAAGAUUCAAUAAAAGACAUUAAUUAAUUAAUGUUUUUGUAAGAUGAAUCUAUAUUACUUUCAAUUGUAUAAAAAAGAUAAUAUAAAGUUUUUGAUCGUAUUAUAAGAUAAUACGUAUAGAAAUUAACUAAUAGCAAAACUCAUGUAUAGAUUGUUCAAUAGCAUUUAUAAAUUAAAUUAAAAGAAUAAGAUUUAAUGAUUUAUUAAUUGGGAAUUCUCCAAAAAUCUUACUUCAUUUUUGAUUUUCUAGAUGGUAUUAUAUAAGGUGAUGAUAUACAAUAAUUUAUUACAAAAUUAGACUUUAAUUUAGCUUCUAUUUUGUCUAAUUAAUAAUAAGGAGAUAGAAAAAUCAAUUUAUUUGCUAAAUAUUACCUAAGUAAUUUAUCAAUUUUAUUAAUUCCAACAUAAAAAUAAAAUUCGAGUGAAUGUUAAAAUGUGUAAAAUAAAAAUAAAGAAAAAAAGAUAAACGACCUCUGUGUUUGGAAGAAGGAUAAUAAUAAUAUAUAAAGAAAUGUUUAGUUAGAUAAUUUACUUGAUAUCGAACAUGCUUGUAUAUACAAGCUAUUUGGAUUUAAUUAAUUUAUUAUUAAAUACUUGAAAAAUAAUUUUAAAUUUUUUUCCUUAUUUUAAAACUAAGCCUAAGACAUUCUAAUUGCAAUAGAUAUCACCAAAGGACAUACAAAAUUACUUGAAUUUUAUUUAAAUAGUUAACCUUUAGAGAAACUAAAGGAUAUUUUAGAUGAAGUGGUGAAAAAAUGUUAAUAAUUUUAUUUAAUAUAGAAUCCUAUAUUUUAUAAAAUCAUGCUUACUUAUCCAGAAUAGUUUCUUAGAUUAUUAAAACCAUCUGAUUUUAAUUUAGAGAUUAGUCUAUUAUUAUCUUAUAAAUUAAAAUAAACAUAAACUCUUUAAAAUUUUAUUAAGAAUCAACUACAAAUGCAGCCAGAAGAAUCAUAGAAUUUAAAUGGAAUAGAUAUAAUAUAGAAUAAUUAUCUAUUCAUGAUGAGUUUAUUUUUAAAUAAUUUCUAGCUUCCGAUUUUAUAAACUGAAAUUAAAAAUAUUAAUAUAGAAAUAUUAAUUAAAAGUUUAAAAUUUAUAGAAGAAAAUUUUGAAAAAUAAUAGACUAUUAUUUCAAAUCAAGGUUUAUAAUAUAUAUUAAAUUUGCUGAAUAAGGAUAUUGUCAUAAGUAAUAAAAAUAGGUUCUAAUAGUUAAUUAAUUCCUAAUUGACAGGAUAACCCAUAAUUUUAGGAAUGAUUUGGAUUUAAUAAAUAUAAGAUAUUGUACAAACUUUCUUUUCUAAAUUACCUUAAUGGGGUAUUUUUGUAAAUAAAGUUAUGAUUUCUUUCGACAAUGUUCCCAUUUCAUUUAACAAUGAACAUUAUAUCUUACCUUUGCAAUAUAAAAAUGAUUAAUUUGAAUUAGAUGAAAUCUAUAUAAAUGAGUUUAUGUCCGGAUUAAAAUAAUUAAAAUAUGAAAGAGUGAUGGAAACAGAAUCUAAUAGAUUUUUAAAAUUUUAAGAAAAAUGGCCUUAAUAUAACUUUAAUUUCCUAUUUAAAAAAAUAAAUGUAAAUUUGAUACCUUCAUAUUGUUUUGAAAAUUUAGAUGACAUUGAUUUGGAGAUAUAGAAUACAAAAUAAAAUAAAAUCAUAUAAAAGAAGACUUCAAAGUAGAAUUAUAAAAAUAUAAAAUAAAAAGAUGAAUAAUUACAAGAAAAUGAAAAUAACUAAGAAAAUUUAGGUCUUUAUGAAAGUAUGAUAUUUUUUAAAAAUCUUUUGGAUCCGUUUAAAGAAAACUCUGAAAAUUAUCAUAUAAAUGAUUUGCAGGCACCUCAUAAAAAUUAAAAUGAAGAUGAAAAAAUUAUCAAUGAAUCAAAAGGUGUUUAAUAAAAGGAAACAGGAACUAAUACUUUUGCAAAAAAGUUGCUCAAAAAAAAAAUAGAAAUUAUAAAAACAAUACUACCAAACAAUAAAUAUAAAUCCAGAUUUACAAACUAAUAAAUAACAAUUUUUAUGGAAUUUUAUCAUUUCAUUUACCCUUAAUAAACAGAUCUAUUUUUAUAACAAUUGUCAAGUCAAGAAUACCUUCAAUAAUAUAAUCCAAAAGCAACAUUAGAAUUUUUAAUUUAUAAGUUGGAACAGUAUUAUCAUAACUUAUAAGAAUUUAUUCAAUCUGAGAAAUAUGAAAAAUGGACUAUUACUAUUCCAUAUUAUAUUGAGAAUGAUUAAUUCAUUUAUUAAGAAAUCUAAUUUACUCCAUAUGCAAUAUAAUUUAUUUUUUUUAAAUUGUUAAACUUUAUUCAAACUGUUAGGAGUUUUUCAAAUUUUGAGAUUGAUAUAAUAUAAUGGAGAAUAAAUACAAUAUCACUCCUUAAAGUUUUAGUCAAAGCUAUUUUAGAUUAUUAAUUUUUAGAUAAUAAAUCUGUUGAUAUUUUUACUAUUCUAGAUUCUAUUUGUUAAUGGAAUCUUUUGUAAUUGCUACUUGCCUAAAUUAUAUAUAGAAAUUUAAUGUCUUUACCUAAAGUAACUAACCUCUUUUCACGAAUUUACGUUGAAUUUUAAGAAAAAACUACUACUCAAUAAUAAGCAAAAAGUCAUAGCACUUUUUUCUUAGAUUAAAUAUUUUAAUUUGAAUAAACAGAAUAUCGUAUUUACAAUAAAACACUGAUUAUUACUUUAAAUGUAUUUAUAAGAUAAGAAAAAACCUAAUGGAAUACUUCUUAAUUUAAUAAAUAAUUUUAUCGAAGUUAAUUCAAUAAAUCAACUAUAUUUUAAGCUUCAUAAAUCGAUUUCCAUUUAUAUAAUGUAAUUAAUGAAUCUGACUUUUUUUUUGAUGUAUUUUAACCUGAAGAUUUGGUUUCAUACUUUUUUAAUCGAUAAGAAAUUGAUUAAUACAUAUAAAUAUUCUCUUAUCAAUUAAGUAAAUUUGUCAAUAAGGAUGUUUCUUUAAUUGUUAAUCAUACUUAAUUAAAAAAAUUAUAUGAAGAUUAAAUAAUAGAAAUAAAAGGGAUUAAAGAUAGAAAAGUUAAAGUAUAGAAACAAAAUUAGAUUCAAGAUGAAUUGAUAAGAUUAAAAGAUUUUUUUCUUGAAAAAGUUACAGAUUCAUUAUUUGAAUAAUUAACUAGUGAAUCUUUAGAAUAAUUAUUUUUAGUUAAACUAUCAAUAUUGCUUUAAUCUAUUCGUUUAAAUAAUUAAUUGUCAUAAUCAACACAAUAAAAUUUUAGAAGGGCUAUUAAGUCUACUAAGAGUAAAGUGGUUGAAAAAAUAGCCAAAUUUUCAACACACUAACUCCUAAGCUUUUAAUUUGGUUUCUAACUCACUCCCACCUAUUUUCAAUAAAUAGUUAAGGUUGGAGAUAUUUGUAUGGUUUUGUAUUAAGAGGAUGGUUAACUCAAACUUGAACCAUGCUAAUUUAUUAAAAAUUAAGAUUCUUCAAUAUUAUUUUUUUAUAUGCUUUAGGAUGAAAAGGCAAUAUUAAAUUUGGAUGAAAUAGAUGGAAAACUUAGAGCAUCUUUUUAAGAAAAGAAGAUUUUGAAUCUUGUUUUUGAAGACAUUAUUACUAUAAUAUGGUUUAGAUCCACUUGGCCUAUUGAAUAAAAUUUUAAUGAUGAAAUUUUAAAUUUAAUUUUUAUAGAUUAAAAUGGAAAUAUAUUGGCAUGUCAUGAAAAGAAAUUUCUUUAAAAAAUAAAUAUGAUCUAAAAAUUUGAAAAUGAAUAAUAAAAAUAAAUAUUAUUAGAUAAUUUAUUUGGAUAAAAUUUAGUAUCAAUAUAUGAUAAAUUUGCAUUAACUUAAAUUAUUCCGAUAAUUCCUAGUUAAAUCAAUUAUAAUUUUAAAUUUGAAGAUUAACAAUAAUCAAAUGUUAUUAAGAAUAAUAAUGAUAUAGAUAUUACUAUCUCUAAAAAUGAUUUUAUUUUGGAUAAAUUAAGUAUUGGUAAUUUUAAUACUGCUUGUUAUUUUGAUUCAAAUUUAGGAAUUUAAAAGUUUGUGAAAAAAUUUAAUAAAUUUACUCAAAGAAUAAAGGAGAUGUCCAAAAUAUUAAUAAAAAUUUAUUUUGAUGAUAAUUUAAAUAAGCAUCCUUCAUUCUAUUUAGAAUAAUUUUUUGCUCAUAAUAAUAUUUUUGAGGAAUUUGAAUCAGGAUUCAAAGAAUUUUGUGAAGAAAAAUAAUUUCCUUAGAUUGAAAAUUCUCUUUCUUAUUUAUUUGAUGUUCCAUCUUUAACUUAUUUAAAAGAAAGAAUAUUUUGUCAAAUUGUAAAAUAGAUAGAAUUUCAUUUUUAAUUAAAUUAAACACAUGAAUUAAUUUAAUAUCAAAAUGGUAAUUUGAGAAUUUAUAUGUUUGCAAAUGGAGAUAAACCUAUAAAACAAGAUAUCAGUUGUUUUAUUUCAAAUUUAAUUGUUAAAUAUCAAGAAUUUAAAUUAUCCAAUUUGAUUAUUUAGGAUCAACUUUAUGAUAUAGAAAUUCAAGAGGAUUAAUAGUCUUAAUUAAGUAAUUAUUUAGCAAAUACUAUUCUCCUUACAAAAUACUUAUAUUAAUUGAUAUAAUUAAAAUAAAAUUAAAAAUAUGAAAAAAAAUUAACCUUUUUAUUGUAAUUUAAUUAGUAAGAAUAAUGUUUUUAUAAAUUUAAUAGAUAAAAUAGAUAAAUAAUCUUAUAAUAUAAUUUAUUGAAAGAUUUUUGUCUUGAUGUAUUCCUAUUAGAUUAUUUAAACUUUUGCAACUAUUAAGGAUAAAUUAAAUAUGAAAAUUUAAUUGUGGAUAAUACCUUAUUUAAUUGUUAAAUACUUCAGAAUUUAAUAAAUGUUAAAGAUAAUUAGUAUUUCCCAUAAUUAAAAAAAGAGGAGAAGAAUUUAUAUAUAUCUAAAGAUUUCUCUUACUUGUAAAUUCUUGAAGGGAGAUUAGAUCCAAAAGAAUAGGAAAGAGGAUUUUUACUUUUUUAAUGUAAAGGUGUUUAUUAAGCUAUUAUUAUAUUUAAGAGUUAAUAGAAAUAUAUCCCUUUGUAUUAAUACUUUAAAUAACAUGAAAAUAGAUAAUUUUUUGGCUAAUCAUUUUAUUUUCUGGUUUCUGGAUUAAAUUAAAGAAUUGAUUUAGAUAAUUAAUUAAAUAAUAUUUAUGUGAAAAUAAUUGUCAAUAAUAAAAAAAUAAAGCGUUCUUUAAAUUAUUAUAAAAGAUAUAAUAGUAAACUGAACAUAAAUACUAGAUUGAUAACAACAAAUGUAGCUUUGGUUGAAAUAAUUGUUUAAGGAGUUAAAUCUGUAAAAAUUAGAUCAAUGACACCAUCUUUAUUAAUGAGUUCAAUAAAUAAUACGAAUUACACAAAUUCAAUCACUAUAUAGUUUGACCCUGAAAAAACAAUAUAGUAAUCUCAAAAUAAAUUAGCACAUAUUGGUGUUCUGAUUGAAGAUUAACAAAAUGAUUAGAUUUAUAAGGCAAUUUCUUUUAGCUAAAGGUAAUCACAUGGUUUGUAAACAGAAAAUGGGAAAAUUGUUCAAUUUUUAUUAAAAGGAAUUGACUAUAAACCUUCAAUUUUCUAGAAAACUAAUAUAUCAAAUUCAAAGUUUGAUUUAACAGAUCUAUAAAAUGAAAAUGUGAUUACUACUUUGAAUUAGAAUUAAAUAAAGAUAGCAUCAUUUUGUGGUUAAAUGAGAACUGAUUUUAUGGAAUUUUUAGAUUUGACAGGUAGUUAAAUUGCUUGUGAAAAUGCAAUUUUUGUGCACUCAUAAUAUUAAUAAAUUUAUGUAUAACCAAAAGUAUUUAAAGAAACAUUAGGGCUUAAAUUUAAAUGGCAACCAAUAAUUAAAGGCAUUUAUAAUUUAUAUUUGGGAGAUCAAAAAAUAGAUGGCCAAUUUAUAGUUUUAGCCAAUAAUGUAGAUUAUAGAAAAUGUGAAAUCAUUUUAUCAGAAAAGAUAAAUACUCUCACAUUAUAUCAAACAAUAAAAUUUACAAUAAAAUUGAGAGAUCAUUUGAAUAAUAUUUAUGGGGAUAUUGAAUAUAAAUUAAAUUAAAUAUAACCAGCUGUUGAAACAGAGAAUAAAUUUUCAAAUGAAACAGUAAAAUUAAUUGGACCAAAUAAAGAAGGUAUUAUUAUUAUUAAUAUUACAUUUGCUUAAAAAGAAGAUAUAGAACAUCAACCUGAAGAUGUUAAAAUAAAUAUAUCUUUAUUAGAAAAACUAAAAUAAUGUAUUUAUUUAUUUAAAUAAUUAUAGCAUAUACUUUCCAUUUGGAAGGAUUAAAUUUAGAGAUGAGAAUUAUAAAAUAUUAUUAAAAACUAAAAUUUCCAAAAGUAUUUAGAGAAUUAAUAAUCGACAGAAAUAAAUUUGGAACUGAUAUAUUAAAAUUAUCAAAUUCAAAUUUUAAAUGUCCACUUAAGAUUAAAUUUAAAGGUGAGGAAGGAAGUGAUGAUGGAGGAUUAAGAAGGGAAUUUUAUAAUAAAAUAGGAGAAAUGAUAAAAAGUCCUCAAAAUGGAUUUUUUUAAUAAAAUACAAAGAGUUAAACAUAUUUUUAUUCACCUAAAUUUAAUUUAGAUAAAGAAAGAGAUCAAUAUGCUUUAGUAUUUGGAAAAGUAUUAAAUAUUUAUUAAAUUAUUUUAGUUAAUUGCAAAUUCAUUAUUAAAUAAGGAAAUUAUAGGAGUUCCAUUUGCUCAUUAAUUUUGGAAAUUAAUAUUUAAUUAAUCAAUUACUUUUGAAGAUCUUGAUGGUAUAAUGGAUGAGAAUGAAUUUUAAAAUUAUAAAAGUUUAAAGUAUAUGACAUAAGAGGUAUUAGAAAUGCUUGAAGUUAAUUUUACAAUCAUUAAAGCAAAAGAAACAAUUUAAUUGAUAGCUAAUGGUGAUAAAAUAUUUGUAUCAAUUCAUAAUAAAGAUACUUAUUUAUAAAGAAUAGCAGAGUAUUAUAUUAUAGAAAGAUUUUAACAAAUUACAAAAAAAAUAAGUGAGGGUAUCGAUUAAGUCUUAGAUAAAAAAGUAAUUAUAUACUUUAUUUUAUAGCUUUUAAUAGAAUGUUUUGAUUUUACAGAAAUGCAUACAUUAACUGUAGGAUCUGAUGAAAUUUAACCUGAAAAAGUUUUAGAAUUAGUAAAAUAUUAAAAUGGUUCUGAUUAACUCAUUUCAUUUUUUUAGAAAUUUAUCAACUAAUUAGAAACAGAAUAAUUACAUGAUUUUCUUUAAUUCACUACAGGAUCUCCUUAUUUACCAUGGAAUUCUAAACCUACAAUAUAAAUUGAAUUUUAAGAAUCAAUGAAAGUAACCAAUUUACCAAGAUCACAAACAUGUUUUUAUAAAUUAGCAAUUCCGUAUUAUAAGACUUAUGAAGAAUUUAAGAAGAAAAUGGAAAUAGCAAUUGAAUAUGGAUAAGAAGGAUUUGGUUAAUUUUGA
This is a messenger RNA of Paramecium pentaurelia, 12283 nucleotides long. The record is from the annotation of a GenBank genome assembly. Lineage: Eukaryota; Ciliophora; Oligohymenophorea; Peniculida; Parameciidae.